Morchella sextelata is the source of this 1797-nucleotide messenger RNA. RefSeq lists its product as uncharacterized. Gene Ontology annotation, molecular function: peptidyl-prolyl cis-trans isomerase activity; protein tyrosine phosphatase activator activity. The coding region runs from base 1 to 1797 and encodes 598 amino acids. Gene Ontology annotation, cellular component: cytoplasm; nucleus; protein phosphatase type 2A complex. The transcript has 2 exons. The record is from RefSeq and is a predicted model, not a curated record. Gene Ontology annotation, biological process: mitotic spindle organization. Lineage: Eukaryota; Fungi; Ascomycota; Pezizomycetes; Pezizales; Morchellaceae.
AUGGCCUCCUCCUCUGCUUCCACCACUGGCAGCAGUAACCCUCAGCAAUCACUGUCCCAGCUAGAUCCUAUCGACAUCAGCUCACACAGCUUCAGCACGCCCUCAAAACGCAUCCACAACCAGCAGGAUGUCGACUACUUCCCCACCUCGCCGGCCUACAAGCUGAUCACCACCUUCAUCCUCCACCUCAACGCCUCCGUCUCGCCGCUCGACCACUCUACAAAUGCCCUCCGCAACCCCGCCCACUACACGCUCGUCUCCGAGACCAUCAACGUCUCCCCCGCCGUCCAGAACAUCAUCGAACUCCUCCACGCCCUCGACAGCCUCAUCACGCAAGCACCCCCCGACCCCGGCCCCCGCCGCUUCGGCAACGUCGCCUUCCGCAAAUGGCACGACCUCGUCGCCUCGUCGGUGCCCACGCUGCUCGACCAGCGCCUCCCGCCCCACAUCGCCUCGCACCCCGGUACCAAAGCCGAGCUCCUCCCCUACCUACUCGGCUCUUUCGGGUCGGCGCAGCGCCUCGACUACGGCACCGGCCAUGAGCUCUCGUUUGCGGCAUUUCUCUGUUGCUUGUGGGUGCUGGGCGGGUUCGAACCCGGCCGGGAUGAGAUCGCACUGACCUUGCGGUGCUUUGACGCUUAUUUCCACCUGGUUAGGAGGCUAGUACUGACUUAUACGCUCGAGCCGGCGGGGUCGCACGGCGUCUGGGGUCUCGAUGACCAUGCUUUUUUGCCGUAUGUCUUUGGCAGUGCGCAGUUGACCACCUAUCCACCGAGUAGUAGUAGCGGUGAGGCAGCGGCGGCGGCGGCGGAGGCGCCAAAGAUGGUGGAUCCUGCGGUCGCGUCGGCGCUCGAGGAUGUACCGAAGCCCGGGGAUGUGGUGACGAGCUUGGUGGUGGAGAGGGAACGCGUGCGCAAUUUGUAUUUCGGCGCGGUGGGCUUUAUCUACGAUGUCAAGACGGGGCCGUUCUGGGAGCAUAGUCCCAUUCUGUACGACAUCUCGGGAGUGCAGGGCGGAUGGGGAAAGAUCAAUAAGGGAAUGCUGAAGAUGUACAACGCAGAGGUGCUUGGAAAGUUUCCGGUCGUCCAGCACUUUCCCUUCGGCAGCAUCUUCAAUUGGGGUGCUCCCAGUCACAGCAACACCACCGCGGCGACAACUCAACACCAGAGCAAUAUCAAUAAUAGCAGCAGCAGCAGCACCUCCCGGGGAAUGCCCGACACAGGAGCACCAACAUCAGCCCCAACAACAAGAGCUCCCUGGGCCACUGCGACGAACAACUCAUCAUCAGCUUCGCUAUCAAACACCGGCGCGACAACCAGAGCUCCCUGGGCGGCAGCCGGAACACCAUCCUCCAGCGCAUCAAUCACCCCAUCCACAAGAGCACCCUGGGCGAAACCACCAGCGCCCGACAACGUCAUGACCACCAAAUCCGGCGAACAGCCGCUCACCACUGCGCCCUGGGCCGCACCCCAGGUCCCGCUGUACCCCACAUCGGCCGGUAUGAGCGCCGCGCACCACCCCCCGCCGCCGAGGCAGCUGAGCGGGGAGGACACCGUCGCGCCGUGGAAGCUUGGCGGUGAAGGUGGUGCGGAGGCAGUACCGCCGCCGCCGGUGACGGAGGCGAACUUGGGGCCGAAACGGACGUCGUCGCCGGAUAGUAGGUUGGCGGCGAGCCUGGAUGGGGAGGAGGCGGAGAAGAGGAGGGGAAGCUUGGGGACUGGUGGGGUCAGGGUUGCGGAGACGGGCGAUCUGAGCUUGGGGAGGAAGGGAAGUGUGGUGAAGGGUGAGAAUGAAUAA